UUUUUGCUCGAAUGCAAAAAUGAAGCUUUUUUCAAACUUUUGAACCAUUCCCAACCAAUCUCAACGAGUGUGUGUGAGUUGUAUUUUCUGUGAUAUUGAUAUCUAGUGAAAACCGUACAGAUCAUAGCGAUGUCUUCCACCAACGUUCCCAAAAAGGCUCCUCGUGAGCCGAAAGUGUUGCUGCGAAGCACUUCGUUCCAGAAGCUUUGUUCCGUAUCGUACAACUUCAAAAUAGAAGCAAUUCAAUCGUAUAAGGAACACAUCAAAACGGUUAUAAAACUCCUGAAGAUUGCAACCCGUGUGUACGUUAUCUCGGUUUAUUUCAAAUUUAUAACCACCGUCCUCUUCAACGAGUUCGUUGUGAAGCUGUACACCCAACUAAAGAAAAACUACACCACUGCAAACGAAGCAUCCUACCCAUCUAAGCUGGACUUUGAGCACAGUGCUCCACCACAAUCCCGCGGGCCAAUUGUUUCGAAUUUUAUUUCGCACUACAAAACUUUCGUUCAAACAAUCCUGGCAUACACCUGUAUCGGGUACAUUGGACUGGAAAUCAUUUCGCUGGUAACAACACUUUGGUUAGCUUCGAACAUACCGCUUGGUCUCGUGUUUCUCAUGCUGGACUUGAGCUACAUAGGAUUCAUUAUGUGUAAGAUUGCUUUGCACUAAAGGCAUGAGCUAA
Anopheles maculipalpis is the source of this 682-nucleotide messenger RNA. RefSeq lists its product as uncharacterized. NCBI's taxonomy places the organism in Eukaryota, Metazoa, Arthropoda, Insecta, Diptera, Culicidae. The transcript is spliced from 4 exons. The record is from RefSeq and is a predicted model, not a curated record. The coding region runs from base 130 to 669 and encodes 179 amino acids.